AUGGCACAACCACCGCUACAGCCGUAUAAACUUCAACCUCCAAAGAAUUUGUCCUCUUUACAUAAAACAAGUGCCGAUCUUGGAUAUCCCGAUUUCUAUCCUCCAAAACCCGGUCAGGAUGAAGACUUGAUGACAGCAGAAAAUGUACAAAAAGGCUUCUCUGGCGCUUUUUUUGUAGAAUCAGAAUCUUUCUCAGUACAGGAUAUGAUGAUUGAUGAGAUAAGAGACCCGAAAGGUCUUGAAAAUCUUGGCGAGUUCAUGACCGACAUAAUGAGACGUAAACAUGAGAUUAACACUUUUGAAGAAUCUUCUCCGUACGAGGUGCCAAAUCUGGUUUGGAUGCACGCUGAUCGUAGAGAUGAAUGGCUGAGGUGGUUGGCCGGCAAUAGUCCGCUUAAAAAAUUAGCGGAGAGUGUUCCAAAAGGUGUUGAUGGUAUAACUCUACUAGAACUUGUUACUCAACAUAGAGUACCUCUAGCACGAGCUACUUGGUUUACCAAGAUAGUAGGGAUUAAUAUAAUGAAUACACCACACAAUUCUACGCAAGAAUACACGAAAACUUGGAGUCAUACAUUUCACAGUUUUAUUCAAAAACAGAGUCGUGAAUAUGAUCCCGAUAAUAUAUUACUGGCAAAAUGGCAAUUUGAUGAUGGGCUGCUUGAUCAACGGAUUCUUCGAUUGACACUUGACAAUUUGGAUCAAGCAGAGCACUUAAAUACAGUUAUUUGGUUGUGGUUUGUUCAGCAAUUCUUGGAUGAAUUUCAACGAUCUCGAACGCUGAUGAGAUUGUUGAUAGAAAUUAUCUUAAAAAAAUUACAAGAUACGCUUUUUUUGGCCACUCCUGACAUGUUCGUAUUUCCUGUUUGUUGGAACACAUACAAAGACCUCUUACGAUGUGUGUUUGUUGAAAACAAUUCAGUAAAAACCGACGUUGUUAUACCAAAGAAUAUGAAACGGCAAAUGGAAAGAUACUAUGAAUUAAUACGUGCUAGAAAUGAAGUAUUUGAUAAAGAAAAACCAGAAAUGAUCGGAAAAAGAAAUGCACAAGAACUGCAACAAUCUCGUAUAAUUCAAAUCCUAGAUAAAGUUGGACUCCACACUGACUACAAUAGUAUUGCAGCCGAAUAUUUCCGCAUAAAUAGUAAAUUUCCAAUGCUUGAAAAAGAAGUAUCGACACAUAUUUACUGGUUGUGUUAUUGGGCUGUGACUAAACAUCGCGCUGGAGAUUAUCGUAUUUACUCUGUAAGCACUAUAAUCGACACAUGGAAAAACGCUGCGACAAAAGUAGAAGAAAAGUCGCAACGUCAGACAACAAUCCAAAACUCUUUAAUGGAGUUUUUAGACAGUUAUCUUCUUGGUUGUAAUGGCAUAUGUGAGAAAGACGAAUGCGAGAUAAUUGCGGGGUUAUUUGGUGAACUUAUCCGCAACGGGCAUUUUUCUCACCAACGUUAUUUGCAACGUUUGAUUGCAAGAGGAGAUGUUUUACCUGAGAGAGUGAUAACUGAGGACACUAGCGAUCAAGAUGAAUAUGAUUCUAUGGUAGAGAAGAUAAAGGCUAAACUACCACACAUGUUUUCGAAAACAGAGAAUGAGCCAGAUGCUCCGACAGUAGAUGAUCCUGUUUCUGACAUGCCUCUGGCACUCAAUUUUGAUAAUGAAACAAUAGAGUUUAUGCGAAAUGUGACGAAAUUUUGUCAGAUAAAAGUAAUACAAACGUGGCUUCUCCCACAAAUUAAAUCAUUUGUCCAAAAUACCCCUAUUGGUCUACAUAAUUGGCGUAGUCCAACUCAGCCUGGGUCUUCAUUACUGAAUGCACGUCAGUUUUCAACAAUAGUGAAAGUCAUUGAACUUGCAAAAGAUUAUAAUUCAUUAUUGGAUCUCCUGCUAUGGGUUCUUGAAAAUUCGAUGGAAAAAUGCCUAUUUCAAUCAAUCAUUGACACAUUAAAACGGCACGAAAUCGUUUGGGAUGCUAUGGGUAAAUCAGAACAAGUUCUUGAUGCUCUUAUGAAAAAGAACGAACAAUUGCGCGAUAAGAGAGAGAUUGAAAUAUGCAUAGUAAAAUAUUUAAUAAAUUUCACGCAUGACUCUCUAAACGAUAAAAAUGAAAAGUUGGAGCAAGACUUACAGUCAUCGACGAAGGCUAUAUCACGUCAUCAUUCCCGUCUUGAUGAUUAUAGUAGCAUGAAACAACUUAUUAGUAGUGUCAAGUCUUUGAAUAUAGAUUUACGUUUAUUUCAGUCAGACGUUGAAGGAUAUUUGUAUAAAAUGUUUGAAUCAUAUAUAAAUAUUAUAAUUCAAUACUGUAAUGAUUAUGCCGAUGAAAAUUACACAGAGGGUAGGAUAGUUCUAAGUAUUUUUGGUGAUCUGUUUAAAGAAAUUGUUGAUGUUGGGACAGAUGGACUUAAUUCUGUUUUCAAAAAGUGGAUAAAAAAUCUCUCUCGUACGGAUGAGGAUAAAAUUUUCGGAAAUGAAAAUAUUCUUUUAUUAUUUUUUUUCUUGACGCUCGUCGCACGACAUUCGGUUUGCAUGGAUAUAAUGGUAAAGCAUCUUUGUGAAAAGAACCUAAUUCGAUUAACGGAGAAAUUGUCGAGUCAAAAGCAAUUGGAUUUAACAGAGACUAUCGAAUGCAAGAAUUUAGCGAAACUAUUGAGAUUAUUAAUUCUACAAGAUGGUGAUAAUCCUUCUAUUAAUUUACCACUAAGCAUGAUGGAAAUCCAAGUGUUAAAGUCUCAUUGUGAAGCGUUAUCUCAUAAUAAAGAUUUUAUUGUGAUAAUAUCUACCAUUUUUCAGAAACUCGCUAUGAUUGAAUGCUUGAUCGAUUCUAAAGACCCAAUUGUAGAUAUUCUAAUGCAAUUAAGGAUCGAUUUCUCUAGGGUUGAGUGGUUCAGACAAUUAUGUAUAAUUAAUGCUGAAAGAGUUUACGACCAUUUUGUUAAAAAAAAUAAGGGAAACAGUAAAGAAGUAGAAAAACGUAUUCUUGAUAUUAUACAAACUGCACUUGGAGACGAUGUUAACAAACUAGAUGUCGCAAAAUCUACCCAAAUGACCUCAGAUUACAUCAGAUAUCUGAAGGUUAUUUUCUCCAAUAUAAGUUUGUGGAAUAUACAAAAAAGUCGUAUAGAAUUUUGGUUGUGUAUGGAUCAAAUUAUGUUAAUUGAUUCUGCUAUCCUUCGUUCACCAUCAACGUCCACAAUUAAAGCCGAAGAUGACAUAACAGGUGAAUUAGCAAAAAAAGAGAGUUUAAAAAACGUCGUUAUAGAUUGGUUCUGGGAAGAAAUUAUAUUAAAAGGUGAUGUAGAUUGUGACUUUUUGAGUAACAUGAUUCGAGGGAUAAGAGAGGAUGUUAGUCUAGAGUUAUUUGAAAAAGGACUUCAGAUAUUAAGUAGAUGUACGGAAUUAAUUUCCGGUAUUGAAGAAAUAUUUAGAUCAUUAUUGUUUCCACUCAAUGUCUAUAAGAAGAUAAACUUUUGUGAUGCUUUGCUAAAUCAAAUAAACAAAAUCCGUGAAUUUCCAUAUGACCUUAAUUCAAUGCGAACCCAGUUUGAAAAUCAAGAUAAUGUUUAUGUGUCUAGCAUAAUUUCUCGAGUCAAAUUAUUGGUGCUUGGGGCGCAUGUAUUGACUAGUCGUGUAACAGAAGUGGUUACUGAAACUAAGCGGGACAGCGCUCGUAGAAUUAUGGAAUAUAUUCUAAUAGAGGGUCUGUUUGUGACAUUGGUGAAUUUAUUAUGUGAUCAACGUAUCCAUUUUAAUGGAGGCGGUUGCACGCACUUUGAUUUAAUUUUGGAUCUUGUGUCGUUCUUACUAGAUGAAAUGGGAAAAAAUGCACGUGCUAUUAUUGUUGCAGAAUUAAAGCGCUACAAAUUUGACAAUAUUCCAGCAAUAUGGGGUAAUAGAAUAAAACGUGUACUUCCUUUUAUUUUUGUUCAAGAAACCAUAGGAGAAGGAGAAAAAAGUCACACAAUAGAUCCUUGGAAAAUGAUUGAGGGAUUGGGUGAAAAUGAUGAUCUCACUAGUUCACCUAUUGAUUUAUCAUGGUAUAAUUCGAAAGUUUAUCCACGGCCUAAUAAAAGAUUGAAAAGAGUUGAUGUGAAUAUAGUGCAACAAUUUAAUUAA
This is a messenger RNA of Scutellospora calospora, 4113 nucleotides long. The record is from the annotation of a GenBank genome assembly. Lineage: Eukaryota; Fungi; Glomeromycota; Glomeromycetes; Diversisporales; Gigasporaceae.